UGUUUGGGCGUAGUCAAAGAUAGAUUGUGAAAGGUGUGGCUUGUAGUGAGUGGACGGAGACGUUUUAGCAAAGGAACCGAUACCACCCACAAAUAUCAGGAAUGUCUUCAGUAUGGGAUGAUUUGGACCUUCUAUUGGAGUCCCCAUCCUCCUUGACUGUAACUUCAACAACACGUGGCACUAUUAAAGAAAAGCCAGGCUUUAACCCAAGCGAGGAUGCUGCUGCUUUAAGGAAAGCUAUAGAGGGCAUUGGCACCACUGAAAAGACUAUUAUUGACAUUCUGACUCAAAGGAGCAAUGCCCAGCGCCAGCUCAUCUGUAAAUCCUAUAAGGAGGCUACAGGAAGGACUUUGUGCGAUGACUUGGAAGGUGACACUCGUGGAGAUUUUGAAGAUAUUUUGGUGGCCCUGAUCACUCCUCCUGCAAAGUUUGACUGCCAAGAAUUUAUACGGGCAAUAAAAGGAGCUGGCACCAAUGAAAGCGUUUUAAUUGAACUGUUUGCAUCACGCUCCAACCAUCAAAUCAAGGCUCUGUGUGAAGCAUAUCUGGCGGAAACUGGAAGAUCUCUAAUUCAUGACCUUAAAUCAGAGGUGUCGGGGGACUUUGAAAAUGCCUUGUUGAUCCUUGCAGAGGGCAAGAGGGACGAGAAUACAAAUGUGGAUGUGGCAAAAGCUAAAGAGGAUGCCAAGAUCUUGUAUGAGGCAGGAGAGAAGAAGUGGGGAACAGACGAGAGCAAGUUUAUCGACAUCCUCUGCCACAGGAGUGUUCCUCAGCUCAGACAAACUCUGGUUGAGUACAAGAGUGUGAGUGGAAAAACCCUGCAGGAGAGCAUUGAGAAGGAAAUGUCUGGAAGACUGGAGGAUAUUCUUGUGGCUACAGUUAAAUGUGUUAAGAGUGUCCCAGCUUACCUUGCAGAGCGGCUGUAUAAAAGCAUGAAGGGUGCUGGCACUACUGAAUCCACCCUAGCUAGAAUCAUAGUGAGCAGAUCAGAGAUUGACUUGCAGGACAUCAAGGCUGAAUAUAAGAAGCUGUUUGGCAGUUCUUUAUACUCUGCCAUUGAGUCUGAAACAGCAGGGGAUUUUCGUCAGACCCUGCUGAAGAUCCUUGGUGAAGAUGGCAAAGCCUGAGCCAAUCUAAUACUAUCUGACUGUAAUAUAAAAUGUUUUCUCUCAAACAAUAUUAUGUGAAGGCCACACAGUCAAUGAAUGUCUAAAUAUAACUUUAAUAGACUUACAAUACAUCAAAAUAGCUUUAUGAAGUUGUUAGUGUUUUUUUGGUAAAUUAACAUAAAUACCUGCAUAUUACAGAUCACUCAUAUAGUUAUUAGGUGUAAUGAACUUUGCAAUACCAAAAUCUAUAUUUUGUUUGUAUGUACACUGUGAGAAAUUAAUGACUGAUGGUAACUGAAAAAUAAACACUUUUCUAAACUC
This is a messenger RNA of Xyrauchen texanus (razorback sucker), 1430 nucleotides long. Its product is annotated as annexin A3-like. Bases 102 to 1127 code for a protein of 341 amino acids. The transcript has 14 exons. The record is from RefSeq and is a predicted model, not a curated record. Gene Ontology annotation, cellular component: cytoplasm. Lineage: Eukaryota; Metazoa; Chordata; Actinopteri; Cypriniformes; Catostomidae. Gene Ontology annotation, molecular function: phospholipase inhibitor activity; calcium ion binding; calcium-dependent phospholipid binding.